AUGAGACAGAGGUCUGGGCGGAACUACUCAGCAGGGUGGCGGCAGGUACUAGUGCCUUUCUUACUGUCUUUGUUCCGCGGGGCUCUAUCUGACCAGAUCCACUAUUCAAUUUCAGAGGAACUGGCCAAGAACACAGUGGUGGGAAACCUCGCCAAGGACCUGGGAUUCCGUGUCCGGGAUUUACCGGUCCGGAAGCUGCGGAUUAGUGGUGAGAAGGAAUAUUUUACUGUAAACCCAGAGAAUGGCGAUUUACUUGUGAGUGACAGAAUAGACCGAGAACAGAUUUGUGGGAAGAAGCCUCAGUGUGUUCUGGAUUUUGAUGCUAUAGCUGAAAAUCCACUAAAUAUUUUCCAUGUAACAGUAAUUGUGAAGGAUAUAAAUGACAACAUUCCACUUUUUAAACAGAGUACUACGGAUUUAAAAAUUGUAGAAUCCACUCAGCCAGGGACAACAUUUCCACUAGACCCAGCUCUGGACUCAGAUGCUGGUCCUUAUUCACUGCAAAGAUACCACCUUAAUGAUAAUGAAUACUUUGAUCUCUCAGAGAAACAGAAACCAGAUGGACGCAAAUAUCCUGAGUUGAUUCUGAGACAUUCUCUGGACAGAGAAGAGCAGAAUUUCCAUCAUUUGGUCCUCACAGCGGUGGAUGGUGGGGACCCACCUCAAAGUGGCACCACCCAGAUCCGCAUUCAGGUCACUGACGCCAAUGAUAACCCUCCUGUAUUCAGCCAAAACACAUACAGGGUCCGUCUGCGGGAGGACAUGCCCCCUGGCACCUCGGUUUUACGAGUGGCAGCCACCGAUAAGGAUGAGGACGUCAAUGCGGAAAUUACCUACUCCUUUCAUAAUGUGGACGAACAGGUGGCACACUUUUUCAGCUUAAAUGAAAGAACAGGAGAAAUCACAACAAAAGAUUAUUUGGAUUUUGAAGUUGCCCAUACUUACACUCUGAGUAUAGAAGCAAAAGAUUCUGGCGAUCUAGCUGCCCAUUGCAGUGUCCAAGUAGAUAUUCUUGAUGAGAACGAUAGUGCACCUGAAGUGAUCGUGACUUCUGUAUUUACCCCUCUACCAGAAGACUCCCCUAGAGGAACAGUGAUCGCCUUGAUCAAAACGAGAGACAGAGACUCUGGAGAAAAUGGAGAAGUUUACUGCCGCGUCUUUGGAAAUAACGAGUUUAAAUUGAAAUCUUCUUCGAAUAACUAUUACAAGUUAGUGACAGAUGGCACCUUGGACCGCGAGCAAAUCCCAGAGUACAACAUCACCAUCAUGGCCACCGACAGAGGCAAGCCGCCCCUCUCCUCUAGCACAAGCCUCACAGUGCACAUUGGGGAUGUAAAUGACAACACUCCGGCUUUCCACCAGUCCACCUAUUUGGUCCACGUGGCUGAGAAUAACCAACCAGGCUCCUCCAUCGCGCAGGUCAGAGCCUCAGAUCUGGACUUGGGGUCCAGCGGCCAAGUAUCUUACUCCAUCGUGGCCAGCGACCUGGAACCCCAAGCGCUGUCCUCCUACGUGUCUGUGAACGCUCAGAGCGGGGUGGUGUUCGCGCAGCGAGCCUUCGACCACGAGCAGCUGCGUGCCUUCAAGCUGACGCUGCAGGCGUGUGACCAGGGCUCACCAGCGCUUUGCGCCAACGUGAGCCUGCGAGUGCUAGUAGGCGAUCGUAAUGAUAACGCGCCCAGAGUACUGUACCCGGCGCUGGAGCCUGAAGGCUCGGCGCUCUUCGACACUGUGCCUCGCGCAGCGCAGCCAGGUUAUCUGGUAACCAAGGUGGUGGCAGUGGAUGCAGACUCGGGACACAACGCCUGGCUGUCCUUCCACGUGCUACAAGCCAGCGAGCCCGGGCUUUUCAGUCUGGGACUGCGCACCGGGGAGGUGCGCACGGCACGUGCCUUGGGCGACAGAGACGCCUCUCGUCAGCGCCUGCUGGUCGCUGUGCGUGAUGGAGGACAGCCACCCCUCUCCGCCACAGCUACACUGCUCCUAGUCUUCGCUGACAGUCUGCAAGAGGCGCUGCCAGACCUCAGCGACCGCCCCAUGGCCUCUGACUCCCAGGCGGAACUGCAGUUUUACUUAGUAGUAGCUUUGGCUUUGAUUUCGGUACUCUUUCUCCUCGCAGUGACCUUGGCCAUUGCGCUGCGCCUGCGUCGUGCCUCCAGACCCACCACUUGGGGCUGUAUUCAACCAGGUGUCAGCUCCAAUUCUGGACCUGGGGUUCUUCCCAACUGCAGUGAGGGUACACUGCCCUAUUCCUACAAUCUGUGUAUUGCCUCACAAUCUGCUAAGACAGAAUUCAAUUUUUUCGGCAUGACUCCGGAAUUGGCUCCCACUCAGGAUCUCCUCAGUGAUGAUACGUCUUGGGUACCUAACACAAAUCGUGAGGACACUGAGAUACCAUUUGCUUCAGAUACUAUUUUAGAGGUGAGCGCUACUUUUUAA
Molecule: messenger RNA, 2439 nt
Organism: Chrysochloris asiatica (Cape golden mole)
Lineage: Eukaryota; Metazoa; Chordata; Mammalia; Afrosoricida; Chrysochloridae
Gene: PCDHGB2
Product: protocadherin gamma subfamily B, 2
Exons: 1
Coding region: 1-2439 (812 amino acids)
Biological process (GO): homophilic cell-cell adhesion
Cellular component (GO): plasma membrane
Molecular function (GO): calcium ion binding
Source: RefSeq, a predicted model, not a curated record